UUCCAGGUUGCCAUGGCAGCGGUUUCGCAGAGAGCCAGCGGUAUCCCGCAGCCCGUCUCCAAGACUCGCGGUCCCAGCAGGCUGGCCAGCAUGCAGUCGCAGUUCCAACAGCGCGAAGCAGCUGAUCGUCAGAAGAAGCUCGCCGAGCUGGCUCCAGUGCGAGCCACGCCUUCAGAAACAGCCCGCCCCGCCGCGGCGCCCGGCCGAACUCAAACCGAGCUGGGCCACCGCGGGGCAGCGCCACCGGCGGUUGACAAAGCCCGCCAGGCUUCGUCGGUGAACCGUGGCAAGGUCAACGGCAGCGUGGGCUCCUCGGUGGGCCCCGUGUCCGCCGGGGCCCGCGGCGCGCCAAGUUCGUCUGGCAGCGGUGGCAAGGUGCGCGCCAUGUUUCAAACGCGGCGCGCCGGCACAGCCGCACAGACGUCGCCCGUCGGCUGGGACAGGAGCUACCCGCUGGACCCGAUCAAGAAGACUGCGCCCGCGCCCUCCCGCGCCGCCGCCCAGCCGCCUCCCCCCGCAGCGAGCAAGCCAGCGGCGGCGCCGCCGGCGCGGAGCCGGCGCCCCGAGGCUGUCGAGCCUCGCCGGCCUGCCCCGCCGCGGGCCGCGGCAGCACCGCCGCGCUCUGCGCCCGCCCCCACCAGACCGACGCGCACCCCCGCCAAGGAGAAUCAGCCACCGUCUGCCGCUGGGCCCCGCCCGCCGCCGGCCGACCCCAACCUGGCCCAGUGUCCGAUCUGCUCCCGCGCCUUCGCGAAGGACCGGCUGGACAAGCACCAGGCCAUCUGCGAGAAGUCCACCAAGAAGAAGCGCAAGGUGUUCGACCCGGUCAAGAUGCGUGUGCAGGGCACCGAGUCCGAGAGCUACCUGCGCAAGAUCAAGUCCAAGAAGCCCGAGAAGCAGGUGGCGCCACCGAAGAAGGACUGGCGCAAGCAGCACGAGGAGUUCAUCCGCAACAUUCGCGCGGCGAAGAAGGCGCAGGCGCAUCUGGCGGCCGGCGGAAAGCUGGAGGACCUGCCGCCACCGCCGCCCAUGGACACGUCCGACUACGUCACGUGUCCACACUGCGGCCGCCGCUUCAGCGAAGCGGCCGCCGACCGACACGUGCCCAAGUGCGCCACGAUCGCCAGCAACAAGCCGGCGGCGGGCCGUGCACAGAAGUCAGCCGCCCGUGCUCCGCCGGCAAGGCUUCGCCGCUAGGGGCGCUGCGGUCUUGCCGCCAGGGGCGCUGGGGUCGCGGUGGUGGGAGCGCUGUGGUCGCGCCGCUAGAGGUGCUGCGAUCGUUCCGUCAGAGGCGCUGCAGCUGAGCCGCCAGAGCUGCUGCUGUCGUGAGGAUCGGAGGUCUGGAAUUGGUGGUGACGUGGCUCUUGGCAGAUGGCAGGGCCGAUCGGACCGGAUUUUCUGCGCUUCUUGAAAGGCAGUGGGUGUAAAUAAGGGUCAGGCCUAGCUUGAACAUGCGCUGAUGACUGGCUGGCUCAUGUUUGACGCCAAUUUCUGUGUUAGAGACGACCUGGGACGUGGACAAUUCCGACACGUCAUUGGUAUUUUUUUACCUAUUUACACGUUUCUGAGAAACCUUCACGAACCCUGGUGUUCAUGUAAAAAUGCUUAAGUUGAAGUUCAGUCCAUGUUUUGCUGACUAGAACGAUGAACUAAAAAAGAUGACUGGCCGUGAAAACAAAACGAAAGCAUGCCAACUAAAACACUGGUCCUAAUGUAGUCGUCUUGAAAUCGAUGUCUAACAUCUUAACGGUUUUUAUGGUUUCGUGAGCAUGUUGCGCCUCCUCCCCCCAUAUGCAGAAAUCAUUUGCAGUGAUAUUCCUUGACCUGGGACUGUCACAUCGUGUUGUGAAAACUGGAACUCUUCACAGCCUUUUUAAGAAAACCAUGUUGUUUAUGACAGAAAGCCUUUUUCUGUGAUAUGAGAACGAGAGAUAUAAUGUAGUAACUUAACAUUGCAUGCCGUUUCAACGGAAACAAACUUACAAGUAGACCAUAACGCGAAGCCAGCAGCCGAAAUGCCCGGCAGGGCAGAGAUGCAACUGGGGGCGGCAGUUUUCUACAUGAUGUUCCGCACGUCGACAGGAAAGCAUCUUGGCGCCGCGAACGUUUCGCAGCGGUUCCUGAGCUGCGCGUAUGACAGUGACGCUUGUAUUCUGCGCCUCCGGGGCGGCUAGCCGACUCCGCUCUUGCUGCACCGGUGACUGAGCGUGUUGUGUUCGCUUGAAUGCCAGGGUAUGGUGUGCCGCCUGCGGACUGUGGCGGGCGUGUGGUAACGAAACUCAGUUGGAUCUAUGUGUAGUGUGGAAGCUGGUGAAAAAUAAACUGCCUGUUGGCCCAACUA
Messenger RNA from Pollicipes pollicipes, 2341 nucleotides. RefSeq names its product actin cytoskeleton-regulatory complex protein pan-1. Lineage: Eukaryota; Metazoa; Arthropoda; Thecostraca; Pollicipedomorpha; Pollicipedidae. The transcript is spliced from 5 exons. The record is from RefSeq and is a predicted model, not a curated record. Bases 13 to 1197 code for a protein of 394 amino acids.